Orycteropus afer afer is the source of this 1002-nucleotide messenger RNA. It is a transcript of the gene CCNP, whose product is annotated as cyclin P. The record is from RefSeq and is a predicted model, not a curated record. Gene Ontology annotation, cellular component: nucleus; cyclin-dependent protein kinase holoenzyme complex; centrosome. Gene Ontology annotation, molecular function: cyclin-dependent protein serine/threonine kinase regulator activity. The transcript has 6 exons. NCBI's taxonomy places the organism in Eukaryota, Metazoa, Chordata, Mammalia, Tubulidentata, Orycteropodidae. Gene Ontology annotation, biological process: mitotic cell cycle phase transition; regulation of cyclin-dependent protein serine/threonine kinase activity.
AUGCUGGUGAGACUCAGGAGAAGGGGACCCACCUCCCCACUCCGGUCUCUCCACAGACGCUGACCCCCAGGCCCCCGUCCCUCGCAGAGUCCGCCUGCAAGCCUCCACCCAGAGGCUCCGAGCGCUCUACUCCCCGACGGCGUCCCUGCGGGCACGCGUCUGUCCCCAGGACGCCCAGCGAGGCCCCUGGGGCCGAGGGCGCCGCCGGGGCUGGAGGAGGCGCUGGGCGCGCUGGGGCUGGAGGGAGAGCGCGCGUACGCCGGUGACAUCUUCGCCGAAGUUAUGGUGUGCCGGGCGCUGCCUGGGAGGGCCUUGCCGCACACCGUCACCCCGGAGAUGCGAGCGCUGGUGGUGGACUGGCUGGUCCAGGUGCACGAGUACCUGGGCUUGGCAGGGGACACGCUGUACUUGGCCGUGCAUCUGCUCGAUUCUUACCUGCGCUCGGGCCGAGUGCGCCUACACCGCCUGCAGCUCCUGGGCGUGGCGUGCCUGUUCCUGGCUUGCAAAGUGGAAGAGUGCGUACUACCCGAGCCUACCUCCCUCUGCCUCCUGGGUGCCGGCGCCUUCUCACGGUCUGAGCUGCUGCGCGCAGAGCGCCGCAUCCUGAGCCGCUUGGACUUCCGGCUGCACCACCCAGGCCCGCUGCUGUGCCUCCGACUGCUUGCUGCGCUGGCCCAGAGCGGCCCCCAGGUGACGCUACUAGCCACCUAUUUCCUGGAGCUGUCCCUUCUGGAGGCCGAGGCUGCGGGAUGGGAGCCGGGUCGCCGCGCAGCUGCUGCGCUGAGCCUGGCGCACCACGUGCUAGACCGGACUGGGCCGGAGCCGGCACUUUACAGCCCCGCGGAGCUGGCCCCCCUCGAGCCGUGCAUGGUCCGCGCCGCGCUCCGGGGCCCUGCGCCGGGCCGCGCCGCUGUCUUCCUCAAGUACGCGCGGCCCCAGCGUCAGGGCACCAGCCUCACUGCCGCCCGCCUGCUCCGCCGUCCCCAACCCGGGCCUCCCUGA